Dendronephthya gigantea is the source of this 1917-nucleotide messenger RNA. RefSeq lists its product as uncharacterized. Lineage: Eukaryota; Metazoa; Cnidaria; Anthozoa; Malacalcyonacea; Nephtheidae. The record is from RefSeq and is a predicted model, not a curated record. Bases 87 to 557 code for a protein of 156 amino acids. The transcript has 2 exons.
UGUGACAUACAUUAUGCUAAUUUAUGACGAAUUGACUCCAAUAUUUGUCGACACAGACGACUGAACAGUGAACAUAAAUAUCAAUAAUGGCAGAAUUAUUGGAGGGGGAACACGAUGUAGAUUUUACAUGGUGCACAAACAUUGAUUUACCAGAUAUCUCUUCCGUUGAAAUCUUUUUGGCGCCAGCAAGGAAUGUAUGGGAUGAUCAUUUUAACGAGGGUAACUACAAACAACACACGGUCUCGUAUGAUUUAACGCAACAUAAUGGUGUGUUCAGUAGACGUAUCCCUUUAAAGACAAAUAUUUAUCAUUUUUUAUUUCGUAUAAACUCUACAAAUGAUUUCGCUGCCUCGUGCAAACAUGAUGUUACGUAUUUGGCAAAUGGUCGAAUGUUGAAUUAUGUCAAUGUUGGCGAAAAUGUUUUAUUUAACAUGAAAGAUAUAGAUGAAGAAAAAUCAUUAAGGUCACCUGUGCCAAGUACUAAUGAGUUUCUCAAUUCACAUCAACGAAGAAGAGCUACUGGAUUCAGAAGAUUAAUAUUAUGCUGCAGUUACUAACAUAUUCUACUUCACUAAUACACUGCGGCUCAAGUGUACUGUAACGAUCUGCAUGCAUUCAUCUAGCUAAUAAUUAUACAUACGGUUGUAGCCUCCUCUGCAAGCAAGGAAUCGUUCGCAAAACUUCCCAAACACGUGAUAAUCUUAUAUAUUUUUAUAUAAUAAUGUUUUAUAGAUUGAUAUUUAUGAGAAAUAAUCAGGAUUGUCCUCCUUGAUGUGCAUUGGUAUAUCACUAAUCAUUGUUGAUCGUAAUUUCGGUUUCCUCAACACAACAUCUGCUACUUCUCUUCGUUUAUAUUUGUUCCAACUUCUUGUCUCCAUAAAUGCUUUAAAAAUAUCCUCCCUUUUCCAUUUGCUCUCUACAAAUGCGUCUUUCAUGUCUCUCAAUACCUUGCCUCGGUUAUGUAUUUGUAAUAGAGCGCUUGGUAUUAGCAUUAACUCAGUCUAAAGUCGAAAUGAAUAUGAAAAUAUUCACAUUAGCGCGUAGAUUACAAGAAGAUUAAUCAGGAUAAUAAACCAUGGGCCUGCAGAGACUGCAAAAAAUAACUGCUUCUGCUAUGGUUCUAGAUGCUAAAAAUGAUAAAUAUUCCGUAAUUGUUAAAAUAAAUAAGGACCGAUGACAUGCAUGCUAUACAGCUCAACAGAGCUUCAAACGCUAAACGCGUUCAGCCCAAAACGUUGUUCAGCUCGAGGUCUCUGUCACUCGAUGAAUAUCUCCGGACCUCAUAAGUCGUUACCGGAGAGAAUUAUUUUUCUAUAUCAGUUCAUUUACUCCUUGUUCGUACUUAUUGCAUUACUUAUAAAAGGCCCAUGUCAGAGAUGAACACUUUCUGGAAAAAACAUACGCCUACCUUACCUUUCCUUUUGUUAUAAUAUAUGAAUCUUGCAUAGAUUCCCCCACUCCAAAAUAGUCGCCCGCUUUUAAGGUUUUAAUGUUUAAAAAGUACGUGAGUAUUGUUUCAUUCUCCUUCAGUCUACUGAGCCGAUGAGUACCAUCCUUCAUUUCUGGUGCUAAAACCAAUUUUUCACGACCGAAUGGUAAGGUCUUCUUGACAAUUGACAUUUUUUUCACAAAAAUGCAACUUCCGGAUUUGAUGAUGUAGACCGUUUCAGAUGGCUCGUCUUUAUGCACAACCUAAAAUUUAGAUUAACGCAAUUUACACCGUUUAGGUCUUUUAGCUGCAUGAUUAUACGCACUGCCUUUGAUCUAUUCGUCUUGUAAAAUACGAAACGGGAAUCAAUAAAUAAGAAUUAUUUGAGAUACAAUGUUAACUUCCUAACCUCGAAAGGAAACGUAUCAAGUAGGUUUUAAUAGCACUGGUCUUGAUAUACAUGUAAAAACGUCAAGUGCAUCUACAUA